AUGGAGACAAUGCCCUGUGAUGUGUUCGAGGCCCUCAUGAAAGGAGUGACAAGCUGGGAUCUUCCCAAAGAGUUCACCCCCAGUGAGCUCCUUCUUACUGGGAAGGCCUCCUUCCCUGUGAUGGUCAAUGACAAGAGUCAGGUGCUCAUUGCUGCCUCCUCCUAUGGCCAGGGCCACCUUGUCGUCAUAUCCCAUGAAUGCUACUUGUCCCAUGCUGGUUUGUCUCCAUUUCUUGUCAAUGCAGUGGGCUGGCUCCGUGUCUCCCCUCAGGCCCCCAUUGGGGUGCACCCAUGCCUGGAACCCCUAGUGAGCCUCCUGAAAGAUGCUGGGGUCAAAGCACAGACCAUGCUGGAACCCGGAGAGCCCCAGGGGGCUUACUGUAUCAGUGCCUACAAUGCCACGUUGACCGAAAAGCUCAUCCAAUUUGUGAAGCAUGGUGGAGGCUUGCUCAUCGAGGGCCAAGCCUGGCCCUGGGCCAGUCAGUAUGGCUGUGACAAGGUGCUGUCCAAUUUCCCUGGGAAUCUGGUGACAAGUGUCGCUGGAGUAUACUUCACUGAUGUCUGUGAGGACAAAGACCACUUGGAGGUCUCUACAAAGGUGCCCAACAUCCCAUUCCAUGUCAGGUAUGGAGAGGAUCUCAGCCAGCACCACCAGCAGAUCAUGGAAGGCCUCACCGUGCUGGACAACCAUAACGCGGGAGUACCCUCACGGCUCCUGCUGCACGGAUAGCUGGCCUUUCCUCUUGGAAUAGAUAAGUCAUCCAACUGCAUUCUCACAGCUGCCUUCUAUGGCUGUGGGCAUGUCAUGCUGACAGGCCAAGAAUCUAUGAUCCCCAACCAAAGGUUGAGCCCAUUUAUACUAAAUGCCAUCUGCUGGCUGUCAAGGAAGAAAAAGGGCAAGAUUUAACUCCAAUCAAGAUUUAAAGGCCUGGGCCCUACAUUAUCAAAUAAUAACCUGGAGUGGAGUGUAACAGAGCAUCUCACCAGUGACUUGAGUGUCUUUUGCUGUUUGCAACUUAACAGCAAUAAUGCCAAGGAGGUAGAGGAAUUCGUGGGCUUACCAGUUGUAAACAGGAGAAACACUAUCAAGAAAGAAAGCCCUGAGGCUGUCCUGAUAUCCAUGGCUAGCUCACUGGUCAAAACAGGAACUGAAAGCAGUAUAGUCCUCAGUAGUCCCUCCUUUCUCCCUCCUACAGGAUGCCCCAUCACUGUUGAGAUCAGUGAUGGACACUACAAUUCCUGGGUGAGCACUGGACUGUACUUAUGUGGAGGGCAGACUGCAGAGGUUACACUGCUUGAGAACGCUAUUGCUGCCAACCUGAAGAUACUCAUAGGCUGCCAAAUGGACAACACCAGUCACCAUGGCAAUUUUGAGCCCCCUGUGGCAACAUACCAGUACCUGUUAAACCAAGCCAAGAAGCAGGUCUCCUGGCUCUGGGGGGGCCUCCUCUACAUCAUGGUGCCCUCUUCCUACAAACUGGGCACAGUGCCAGUCACCAUCUGUGGUGCUGUGGCAGCUCCAUACUUCAAGUUGGGUAAGACAUCUCAGGAGGAGUGGAAGAAGCUUGCUAACAAGAAUGAAGUUCCGUGGGGAGAGCUAGCCACAGACAGCAUCAUCCUGACAGCACCAACCGCAGACCUCCUGCAACUGGAAGAUCCUGAGGCUCUGCUCCAGCUCUGGGAUGACAUAAUGCGGGCUGUGGCCCAUCUAGCUGCCAAACCUUUCCCCUUCUGCAGACCGGAGAGGAUCGUGUUUGAUGUUCAGAUCUCAUUUGGUAUUUUGCAUGCUGGCUACCCCAUCAUGUCAGUAAUGGAAGAAGCACCAAACAUCAUCAACGAAAAAAAUAAAUAAAUAAAAGCCCAUGGUACAUGGGGUGCCUUGCAUGAGUUAGGCCACAACCAACAAGCAGGUUCUUGGAAUUUCUAUUCCCAUACCACAGAAGCCACCUGUAACCUCUGGUCUGUCUAUGUGAACGAGACCGUUCUAGGCAUCCCCAGGUGUCAUGUUCCUUCUGCUCUCUCUCCAGGAGGACAGAAGCAGAGGAUAAAAAAUUACCUGGACAAGGAAGCACCCCUGAAAAGCUGGGAUGGGUGGACAGCUCUGGAAACAUAUCUCCAGCUGCAGGAGGGCUUUGGCUGGGAGCCAUUCAUCCAGCUUUUCGGCGAAUACCAGAAGCUCUCUGGCAUCCCAGGAAACAACGCGGCCAAGAUGAAUCUGUGGGUGACCAAGUUCUCUCAAACCGUGAAGAAGAAUUUGGCUCCUUUCUUUCAGGCCUGGGGUUGGCUGGUGACAAAGGAGGUAUGUGACAGCCAGGCCUCCCCGCCAGAAUGGGAGGAAGAUCCAAUGAAAGCGUACAAAUCUGCUCAAUCUGAUCCUGUGAAAUUAUGUACGUCUGACCCUACGCAGUUAUAUGUAUGUGAAGAGGAAAUGUGUAAAAUUAUAGAAGAAUCCUUUCUGGAGCAAGAUCGAUCCUUGGUUCCAACAGAGUAA
Molecule: messenger RNA, 2490 nt
Organism: Octodon degus (degu)
Lineage: Eukaryota; Metazoa; Chordata; Mammalia; Rodentia; Octodontidae
Product: TRPM8 channel-associated factor 2-like
Biological process (GO): negative regulation of anion channel activity
Source: RefSeq, a predicted model, not a curated record